Molecule: messenger RNA, 3499 nt
Organism: Pezoporus flaviventris
Lineage: Eukaryota; Metazoa; Chordata; Aves; Psittaciformes; Psittacidae
Gene: PEX12
Product: peroxisomal biogenesis factor 12
Exons: 3
Coding region: 20-1084 (354 amino acids)
Biological process (GO): protein monoubiquitination; protein import into peroxisome matrix
Cellular component (GO): peroxisomal membrane; peroxisomal importomer complex
Molecular function (GO): zinc ion binding; ubiquitin-protein transferase activity; protein binding
Source: RefSeq, a predicted model, not a curated record
GCGCAGCGCAGCGGGUGUCAUGGCGGAGCUCGGCGCUCACCUCACGGCCGCCUCGGCCGGGUAUGACCGGCCCUCCAUCUUCGAGGCGGUGGCCCAGGACAGCCUGAUGGGCGCCGUGAAACCCGCCCUGCAGCACCUGGUGAAGGUGCUUGCUGAGUCCAAUCCUGGCCGAUACGGCUUCCUCUGGCACUGGUUUGAUGAGAUCUAUGUUCUUCUGGACGUGCUGCUCCAGCAGCACUACCUGGCUACGUGCAGUGCUUCCUUUUCUGAAAACUUCUACAGCUUAAAGAGGAUUCCCAUAGGAGACUGCAGACGGCAACCCUUGGCCACUGCUGGCCUGCCAAAGAGGCAGCACUGGAAGUCUCUUCUCUUGCUGGUUCUUGUUCCUUACCUGAAAGGAAAGCUGGAGAAACUGGUGUCCACCCUGAGGGAAGAGGAUGAGUACUCCAUCCACCCUCCUUCAUCAUCAUGGAAGCGCUUCUACAGAGCCUUUCUAGCUGCCUACCCCUUUGUAAACAUGACCUGGGAGGGCUGGUUUCUCAUCCAGCAACUGUGCUAUAUCCUGGGGAAGGCUCAGCAUCAUUCACCCAUGCUGCGCCUGGCUGGCGUUCGCCUGGUCAGACUGACUGCGGAGGAUAUCCUAGCCCUGGAGAAGAAACUGGGGGGAACCACCUCACAUCCGGCACCCAGCAUUAAAACCCAGGUGCAGUCAGCAGUGAGGAAAGCCCUGGGCACCAUCGCCUUCUCCCUGUCCACCGGGCUGUCUAUCAGCGUGUUCUUCCUCCAGUUCCUGGACUGGUGGUACUCCUCAGAAAACCAGGAGACCAUCAAAUCUCUGACCGCGCUCCCAACUCCUCCACCCCCUGUGCACCUCGACCCCAGCUCCACUCUCCUACCCAAACUGAAGACUGUGUGUCCCCUGUGCCACAAAACUCGCGUCAACGCCACAGCCCUAUCCACAUCUGGCUUUGUCUUCUGCUACCGCUGUGCGUACGGGUACGUGAAGGCUCAUCAGCGCUGCCCCAUCACAGGCUAUGCCACAGAGCUGCAGCAUCUUGUCAAACUGUACUCUCCUGAGAGCUGAAAGGAGAGAUCCAUCCCUGCACCUUGCAGCUGGGUAGCACUGAGCCUGAAUUCUCCCCUCCUUGUGUCCCAUAGAAGGCUUUGUACCACUACAGCUCAUGAGUGAGCUCUAAAGCUGCUUUGCACUUGGUGAUACAUCAGUUUUGCUGCCCUUGUGAAUUCUGGUAAGGCUCUCCCCUUUAUUAACUGUUCAAACAUCCUGUGACAGCCUCAGAGGGACUGGACAGCCCUGGUCUGUCAGCCAGCACAGAAGCACCUUCAAAGACCAACCGAAAGGGAAGAAACAUUGAUCUGGAUAAGACUGUAGAUCAAAUACCAUCACUGGCAAAUUCCCCACUCAAGGGCAUGAGCCAGCAAAUUAAAGAGGUAGGGAAACUUCUCCAGGGGACUUACUGCUCCCACAGCAGCUUCUCAGCACUGCCAGGGCAAGCUCUGGCACUAGUGCUUGUCACAGAGGUAGAGACAGGCUCAAACCUCUGCUCCAUCAUGCUGUUCUUCAGGGUCCCCCUGAUUUUUCAGGCUACUCGCCUCUGAAUUGAGAACAUCAACGCCCUAAUUCCCCUGACAGCUCUAACUGAAGGGUUUGACUUUUUAAAGGAAGAGAAGUUGAUGUGUGCAAACAAGGAGAUAAGAGAGACAUUACAUGUGUGCACAAGGGAGAAAAAUGAUGAACCAGAGCAAAGCAGCAAUGAUGGGAGUUGGCUUUUUUGUUAAAUAAGUCUUUGCAUCGGUUAUUAUCUGCUUUUAUAAAGCAAAAAUCUCUCGAUUGAGAACCUAACCUUAAUUCUUUUCUGGUUAUUGGAAAAACAGGAGCUCUGUUUACACAAGGGAGACUGGACUGAAGCAGCUUUCAUCUUUACAGACAACGAUAAUGGAUAGGCGUAUUUUAUAGGCUGAGAAUCUUUAAUGUCCAUGUUUAAUUACUGCAUGGCAAUUACUCCAGUCCCAGCCAUGUAGCACAUUCACAUCAUAGCAAAGCAUCUUUUUGCUGAACAGAGGAGAGAAUGUUAUGGCUGGCCCCUGAGACACCUGGGUUUGUGAGGGAAGGUGUUUUCCUGACUGGGCUCUAGGGAGCAGCAGUCAGCUCUUAGACACCACCAGGACAUCCCUUGCAGAACAUGAAGAGGAAAGUUUGCUCACAAUGUACAAGAUUUUUCCAGAUUAAGUGGUAAUUUCUAACAUUUAAUCCACUGAACCGGGUCAGCUCAUUUCCCUCUGCACUUUAGCUUUGCUUCAGAAGAUGAAAAUCUCCAAUAUCCUGCCUCACCUAUAAGCAAGAUAGCAAGGUUAUUGAAUAACAUGGAAAAAGACAGCAAGUUGUAUCCUAAAGAUGCUCUGGAAAACACCUGCUGUAACAAAUGAGAUUUGUCACUUGUCUUACUAGCUCUAUACAACUUCCAGACCCUUCCACCUGUGCCACUAUGGAAUAAAAACUCUCUCAUUUUUCCUUUAGUAGUUAAUGGAUCCUUAAAGACUCCUCUCCCUUUAAAAAGCCAGGAAGAGCAUGUGCAUCUUGCUGGAAAAGAAAUCACAGAAAGGACCAAGAUUUUCUGAGACUUCAGAUCACUUUUAAUGUAGCUGGCUUUGAGCUGGUUGUUAAUUCACAUCACUUGCUUCAUACAGAGAAAUCAUCAUCUCUGUGAAAAAACAGCAUCUAAACCACUCCAUGCAUGUGCUGUGUGGUCUUAAAAGUACCUAUCUGAUCAGGCAGACAUGGGCCUGAGCGUCCUGGAGACUGACUGCAGCCACUCAUUUACAUAAGGGAUGAAGGAUUUGACUGAUGAUUCAGUUUUAGGAUAGGUUUAAUGUCCUUUUAUCCUGCCUAUACUUUCCAAAUUAAGCACAACCCAAGCUGCCUCCGUGCACACACUGCCCCUUGUACACCUCCUUCUUCCAGGGUUAAUCUCUUUCCCUCUCCCCAGAGUGGAUGCCUCCCUGCCAGGCCCUGGCUGCUUCCACUCCGCCUCACACCACACAACACCCUGUCCUUGCCAGACCAACUCCACAGCACCUCUGAGACCUGCACAGAACCACCCACAUCUAAGCCCCACAGUUCUGAACAGCUGUAAUUACUCUCUUGAAUAUUAAAUUGUUUUUUAAUGCUUAGCUGACUAACAAGCAUUAAGCUCACACCAGUGACAGGCUCAGCAGUUACCUGGCAGAUUUUAUAAGUUCCUGCAGAAUACCAACUUGGAUUUGACUGCUUCUUCUAACCCUCCUGUUCUUAGGAGCCAAAUACAUACCCUUUUAUCAGGUUUAUUGCUCUAAAACAAAGCUAUAAACCAGUUUGGAUUAUACAAACAUUCCCUUUUAUGUGCUUUUAAAUGUAAUAGUGUUAUUAAAGCCAUGAUGGCCUAAAGAUAGACAAGAUGUUUUUUAGGGAAUAUCAACUUUAUUAAACCAUCCUACAGACUUA